Molecule: messenger RNA, 417 nt
Organism: Mycotypha africana
Lineage: Eukaryota; Fungi; Mucoromycota; Mucoromycetes; Mucorales; Mycotyphaceae
Exons: 5
Coding region: 141-299 (52 amino acids)
Biological process (GO): intracellular protein transport
Cellular component (GO): cytoplasm
Source: RefSeq, a predicted model, not a curated record
GUCUGACUGGACAGAGCUCCACGUUUAACAAACGAUGCUGAUUCCUUUACAACGUUCAACAACGCUAACAGUUUCAUUGAUAUGGUAGGAAGCAAGAAAUUUAUUCAUUAUCAUGGAACCAAACGGACCUCUCGAAAUUCAUGAUAGCUAGUGCUCCGUAUGGUGGUCCAAUAGCUAUGAUACGAGACGAUAAGAAAGUAUUAUUACUUCAGAAACAGCAGCCUAUCAAGCCAACAAUAUACAUGUAUACAAAUGCUGGCAAACUUUUACAACAGAUACAGGUCGUAUCGUAUCAUUAGGCUGGACAGAACAGGAACAACUUGUCAUAGUGACAGAUGAUGGAUCUGCAAGGUUAUACGAUUUGCGUGGAAAUUACACACAGUUUUCGCUUGGCAAGGAUGCCAAAAGCGACGGUAU